Notodromas monacha is the source of this 476-nucleotide messenger RNA. NCBI's taxonomy places the organism in Eukaryota, Metazoa, Arthropoda, Ostracoda, Podocopida, Cyprididae. The record is from the annotation of a GenBank genome assembly.
AGAUCAUUCGGCAUGGUCAGGGUCCAUGCUUUUUCUGUGAACCACUCCCCUUUCUUAGAGACGACCCCUCUCUCCUGGACGAGGAACUCGCGGCAACUUGCAGCCAGAGUGAUGUUGGUGCCUGGAUGGGACAGGCAGUGAUUGUUUUCAUGUGGUGAUGCGCUUGACAUUGGAUUUGCUGCUUUAGACUCCUAAUGAUUGUUGUGUGGAAUUUUCUUCGCGUUUAUGCGCCCUAUAUUACCUUACCGUUCGCCGCGGUGGUCGGCGUGAUUGGUUACAAUGUGGAGAAAAAGCUUUCGCGCCGGUAUACACCAGCGGAAGGAAGCAUUUUGGAGAAGAGACUGGAGCGAAAGCUCCACGAACUCAGUGAGAGUCCGAUGGAUGAAGUAAUUCCUCUGGGCGAAGAUAAAACUUUAGUUAGACGGUCAGUUUUUCUGACUAAUACUUCUCCGUCGCUAGAGAAGCCGAAGGCCUAG